AUGUCCGUCAGUGACCGUCGCGCCAACUACAUAAGCGCAUCACGACCCCGCGUUGCCUCGAAUCGCGUCGCUGAUCCAGAAACCGCCGCCUUGCGCAGCGGUGCCUCUCCAAAGCAAUCGGAAAUGCUUCAAUUUCGUUACAAAGCAGUUAGCCCACAAUCCAGGCUCAGCCGCGAACAACAACAAUCGGCGACCGAUAGGCGUGCAGACCGGAUAGCAGGCGUCGCGAAUGAAAAAGCCCACGGUCAAAUAAGGCACGCAACCAAGGAUUCGACGGGCGGGCAUAACAGAGGCGAACGGCCAGAAAGAUCCCGGUCGAAGCGAGUCAGUCCACUCGACGGUGGGAGUCCCAAUGCUCGAAAGAAGGAGAAGCAACAGGCCGAGACUCCUUGGAAUCCGCAAGCUUCCUUAAUACCUCACUCCACCGCGCCCUUAGCCACUCGUGUUUCGGUCCCUCCGUUGGCAUCCGCCCUUCCUCAAUCGCUCCAACCUCCAUCACUGCGCGAGCUGUCCGCGGAUGCGCAAGAGAGAGCAAUUCUGGAAGAUCUUCUCUUUACUUUUAUGGGAUUUGAGGGUCAAUAUAUCCAUUACCACGGCUCGUACGACCCGUCUGUAGAGAAAGACAGGUUGACAGGCCCAGUCUUUCAGCUACCGACAGGUCUAGACCCGACGUUGAAGGAUCUCACCCUAUCGACGCUGAAACUUGCGACGCACUACAGCGCACUGGAAGCAUUUGUGGAAGUGCAAAGUCGGGCAGAGUACGGCGCAGUGAGCCAUGCUUUAUGUGCUACGAUCCGGAAAUUGUUGAAGGAGUUCUUAGUUCUUGUGGCACAGCUUGAAGGGGAGCUAUUGAAUAACCCGAACUUCACUCUGCACGUUCUACACCUGCACACUAUCCCGACUAGCCAAUGCUUGGCCCAAUUGUAUUCACUCGGCCAGGAACUCCUCCGGCGAAAUGGGCUCUUGGAUCAAGACCUUGACGAGUCAAUCGACGACUUUGACGACGUCGACAACAUUCUGGAACAGCUGAGGGAAGGCGGGGAUCUGAUCCCGGGGGCUAUGUCUAGCAAGAAGAUUUGCAAAGGCGGUAACGUUCUACGUCUUCUUACAGAGCGACUGGCAACGUUCUCAGGUGAUCCCACUACGAAGGCUCUUUUGGAGAGGUUGCUGCGCGACGCAAGCCGGCCUUACAUGACCAUGCUCAACGAAUGGUUGCAUCAUGGAGGGAUCAAAGACCCACAUGGCGAAUUUCUGGUGAAGGAGCAAAAGUGGAUAAAACGCGAAAAGCUCGAAGAAGACUACACGGAUGAGUACUGGGAAAAGCGUUAUACGAUCCGCGACAACGAAGUGCCGCCGCAGUUGGACACAGUCAAAGAUAAAGUUCUCCUGGCAGGAAAAUAUCUUAAUGUGGUACGAGAAUGUGGUGGUGUCGAUGUCAGCAAAGCAGUCAAGGAUGUGCCCAAAACGCUGGAUGAUCCUCGCUUCUUGGAUAACGUCAACGCAGCCUACACAUACGCAAAUGCCUCGUUACUGAAUCUUCUCUUGACCAAAAACUCCCUUACGACCCGCUUCCGUUCCCUCAAACACUAUUUCUUUCUGGAUCGCUCCGACUUCUUUUCUAUUUUUCUCGAAAUUGCGAAUUCUGAGUUGCAGAAGCCUGCCAAGAGUGUCAACGAAGGCAAACUCCAGUCGCUUCUAGAGUUGGCCCUGCGGCAACCUGGCAGUAUUGCCGCCCAGGAACCUUUCAAAGAAGAUGUUAAGGUUCGGAUGAACAAGGUCGGACUCACAAAGUGGUUGAUGCAGGUCGUGAGCGUCUCUGGUAUUGACCAGGAUAACCCGGAGGCGGCAAUCGAAAAGUAUCAAGCCCCUUCGACGCAAGGUGGAGAGGACGAUGGCAAAAUUCUCGCAAUUGAUGCCCUCGAGCUCGACUAUCUGGUUCCCUUCCCAUUGUCUCUUGUCAUCAGUCGGAAGACAGUUUUACGCUACCAACUUAUCUUCCGGCACACCCUAUCAUUACGGCACCAUGAGGGCCUUCUCGUUUCGUCUUGGCUAGCUCAGACCCAGUCCGAAGCCUGGAAACACAAAUCGUCCAGCCGACAGCUGGAGUCGUGGAAAAGACGCGCGUGGAACCUGCGCUCGAAAAUGCUAAUUUUCAUUCAACAGCUUCUCUACUUCUGCACGGCCGAGGUUAUAGAGCCCAACUGGCAAAACCUCAUGGACCGGGUGAAUGGAACCGAUGCUGAUGGGUCAGAAGUGACCGUCAAUGGUACCAAACAGGUCAAUCGUACGGUAGACGAGCUCAUGCAGGAUCAUGUAGAUUUCUUGGAUACUUGUCUCAAAGAGUGCAUGCUGACGCAAGCGAAACUGCUGAAGGUUCACCACCGCCUGAUGACAUGCUGCCAUAUGUACGCUACAUGGGCCACCGACACGCUCUCUCGCAAUAUCAUGUUGGCCGAUCCCGACAUGGCUAGUAGAGUUGAAAACCGGGAAUACGAACCCGCACGGCUCGACAAACUGGAAGAUACGCUCAAACGAGUCGAAGACCAUUUCAACAGGCAUCUGCGGAUUCUGAUGGAUAGCUUGAAUUAUUAUGCCGCUACCGAAAGCGUCGUUCUUCUCAAGCUCGCACACGCGUUGAGCGCUAUCAGCAAAGAAGACUGA
Molecule: messenger RNA, 2661 nt
Organism: Aspergillus homomorphus CBS 101889
Lineage: Eukaryota; Fungi; Ascomycota; Eurotiomycetes; Eurotiales; Aspergillaceae
Product: gamma-tubulin-complex subunit SPC97
Exons: 4
Coding region: 1-2661 (886 amino acids)
Biological process (GO): microtubule nucleation; meiotic cell cycle; spindle assembly
Cellular component (GO): equatorial microtubule organizing center; gamma-tubulin small complex; spindle pole
Molecular function (GO): gamma-tubulin binding; microtubule minus-end binding
Source: RefSeq, a predicted model, not a curated record